Molecule: messenger RNA, 4218 nt
Organism: Dendronephthya gigantea
Lineage: Eukaryota; Metazoa; Cnidaria; Anthozoa; Malacalcyonacea; Nephtheidae
Exons: 4
Coding region: 58-3936 (1292 amino acids)
Molecular function (GO): protein binding; GTP binding
Source: RefSeq, a predicted model, not a curated record
CGUUGAAACGUUUUUUUAUUUAGAAUAUAAAAAAGUUUUAUUUGAAAGAAGCAAGAAAUGAUGCGAAAGUUCUUCAAAAAAAAGUCAAAAUUGGCGCCAGAACGUGCUGAAGAAAAAAUGGCAAAAACCAUUUCAGCUGUGGGACGACCAUUUGCCUUAGGGAUGCUUUACGAUCGUCGCUCUGAAAAGUUGAUUCUUGCUAAAACAUUGUGGUCUCCGGAUCAUUUGAAAGCCGCUCUCGACACUCGACCCCAACCAUUCACUAAUUCUGAAGUUUUCACAGAAAACACGGUGGAAGAUAAGACAAGUGCUCUUGACAUAGAAGCAAGUCUGAAGUUAAGUUUUCUGUCUGGGCUAGUGAAUGUAGAAGGCGCUGCAAAGUAUCUAAAUGAUACCAAAACAUCAAAGAAUCAAUGUCGGGUUGUCCUGAAAUAUGAAACCACUACAGAACUCAAACAACUCACCAUGGAACAUUUAGGAACGGGGAAAAUUCAAUAUCGUGAGGUGUUUGAUACUGAUGAGGCAACCGAUGUUGUGGUUGGUAUACUGUACGGAGCAAAGGCAUUUAUGGUAUUUGACAAGGAAGUCUCUAAGGACGAAACGGUAAAAGAAGUACAUGGAAACAUGGAUGUUUUGGUUAAAUCAUUGCCAGGCAUUACGGUUGAUGGGCAUGGAUCUGUUAAUAUCAAUGAAACACAAAAGAAGAACACCGAAAACAUGCGAUGCAAGAUGUAUGGAGAUUUCCGUACCAGCGAAAGUCCAACAAAUUACGAAGAUGCGGUGAAAAUUUACAAACAGUUACCUUCCCUGAUUGGCGAGAACGGAGAAAAAGCAGUUCCAAUUAAAGUAUAUUUGUGUCCAUUGAGUUCAAUCGACAGCAGAUGCCAAAAGAUGGUGAGGGAAAUUAGUUUAAAUAUAGUUGGCAGGAUUGCUGAAGUUCAAGAACAUCUCCAGUCUGUGAUGUCAGAAUGUAAUGACAUGGUUAAAGAAGAAAUUUGUUCCCGUUUCCCAAGAUUAAGAAAACAACUUAGUAGUUUUUAUAAAACUAUCGAGCAUUACAAGGUUUCUCUCGAAAAGAAAAUACUAGUAGUUCUUCCCCAAAUUCGAGGUGGUGGAGUAGAAGAAAUUGAGCUGGCUCAAAUCAUUGAAGAAAACGAAGCAUCGCCGUUUUCUUUCACGUGUAUUGAAGGUUGGCUUAACGGUAAGAAACAAGAAAUCGAGAGAUUGCAGGGAAUGAUCCAAUCGCUGGGAGAAACUCCUAUCGUCAAUCCAGAAAAGGUAAAAAAUCAUCUGUCAAAUCCGGCAAUCGAGUUUAUAGUUUGUUGUACGUUCCGAAUUGCUUGCGAAGAAGACGAACGAAUUUUGAAAAUGAAGGGUUAUCUCAACGACGGCGCUGUAUCAAAUGAAAGUGUUGAAAGAAAAUUUGAAGAAAAUCCGACUUCCGGAACGGUGCGUGAAGCAUUGAGGAAUUUCAUGAUUUUAAAAUCGGUGAAUGAAGAAAUAAGCUCGAUUGAAUUUCUCGCAACAGAUGAGCCGCUGUCCCCUGACUACGAUGGUAAAAUGGGGGCUUUUCUUUGUUUCUACGCAGCAGGAAAAGUUGAGGACGAGAAUCUGACCUCACAGCCACCGCCUAACAACCUGAAAUUAGAAGAAGCAGAGGAAAGUGCGUUGCAAAUUUCCUGGGAUGGUCAAUCUGGGAAUACUGUUACGAGUUACAAGGUUCAAUACAAGGACGAAGCUGGCGGAGACACGUGGUUAAGUGUUGAUGUUAAAUCCAGCGGCGAAGUUCGGAAUUCAGUCACUCUUACAGAGCUUAAACUAGCAACGAAAUACUUCAUCCGAAUCUGCGCAGUACGAAAAAUCAUUGUUAGUGAGUACAGUGAGAUAUUUUCUGCCAGUACGAAGCCGGCCAGUCCUCCUGGUAAACCAGAGCUAAAAGAAGCUACAUCUGAAUCACUAACAAUUGUUUUCAAAGAACCACAACGUCUCGGAAAGGAUGUUCAGAUCGUCAACUAUAAAGUCGAGUGGAGCCAAGAUGACUGGAAAACUCGCAAGAUGGAACAGACCCACGAUGCAAGAUAUACUGUAAAAAAUCUUCAUCCGUCAAUGUCAUUUGUCUUCAGAGUCACAGCAGACUGUGGUGAUGCUGGAGAAAGCAACAACAGUCCUUCAAGCGACGUAUUUUCGACCUUCGCCCGAAAGCCAACGUUUCAACCUUACAAAAUCCUUGGUUUGUGCCAGAUUGUCCAGCCACUUCAGGACGGCGAACCUACUGUCUACACUCUUCCUUUAACUUCAGUAUUCGAAGAUAGUGGUCUUCAAUUACGUAAAUACGAGAUAAACCUCAACGACGGAGGAAACGAUGCUCUGAGAGCAAGUAAACUAAAUAAAGUUAUAAUGAUGGUUGGAUCAACUGGAUCAGGAAAAACUACCACAGUAAAUGCUAUGGUUAAUUAUAUUCUCGGGGUCGAGUGGAAAGAUUCUUUUCGACUGAAAAUGAUUCAUGAAGAUUCUUCCAACCAAGGAUCAGAGAGUAUCGGGGACCAGACACGCAGCCAGACGCAUUUUGUCACCUGUUACAACUUGCUGCAUUCGAAAGGUUUCAAGGUACCGUACAAUCUUACUAUUGUGGACACCCCUGGGUUUGGAGACACGAAAGGAAUACAACAAGAUAAAGUGAUAACGGAUCAAAUUCGCAAGUUUUUCGAAACCAGUGGAGAUGGAGGGAUUGAUCAUAUUGACGCCAUCUGUUUUAUAGCUCAAGCUGGGAUACCAAGGCUCACACCCACCCAACGUUACGUAUUUGACAGCAUUCUGGCCAUGUUUGGCAAGGAUAUUGAGAAGAACAUAACAGUUCUAUUCACCUUUGCCGAUGGCGAUAAACCCCAAGCAUUAGCCUCUCUUCAAAAGGCCGGAGUUCUUAGUAAGGAGGAUAUGUACUUCACGUUGAAUAACAGCGCACUUUUCGCUGACAACUCCGAAAGUAAUAAUUUUGGCUCAAUGUUUUGGACAAUGGGAAUGAAAAGUUUUGAAAACUUCUUUAAUUGUCUUAAUGGAAUGGAAAGCAGAAGUCUUGUUCUGACAAAGGAAGUCUUGCAGGAAAGAGUGGAACUUGAACUUCGAGUGAGUGGCUUGCAGGAUAAAAUAAAUUGCGGACUAAACACACUUAGCCGCCUUCAGCAGGAAGAGAGAAUAUUCAAACAACAUGCCACCGAGAUUAAUGACAACAAAAACUUUAAGUACACUGUAACUGAAGAAACAAGAGUGAAAGUUAAACUGGACUCUGGUAUGUACGUAACAAACUGUCCCACUUGCAAUAAUACCUGCCAUUACCCUUGUGGUAUCCCAAAGAGUGAAGAUAAAGAAGGCUGCGCAGCCAUGAUCAAUGGACAAUGCGGGAAAUGCCCCAAACAAUGUCACUGGUCGAUUCACGUAAAUGACAACUAUCGAAUGGAAACUGAAUUGGUAGAAGUUGAAAAGGAGUACGACGGCCAGAAGACGAAGUACCACGAAGCAGUGGAAGGGAAAACCAAAGUCGAAGCAGAAAUCGAAAGUCUUGAAGCGGAAUUCAAGGACACUCAAAACAUUGUUCUUACGUUUGUGACAGAAAUGCAACGUGGUUUACAACGGCUGACGAAAAUCGCCCUGAAGAAAAAUCCCCUCCAACAACUCGAUUACCUUGAUCUUCUUAUCCAAUCAGAAGAAUUGCAAGGCAAACCUGGCUUCAAGGAUCGUAUAAAGGCUCUUAAAGAUACUCGUAAACGAGCUGAGCAGAUUAAUAACAUGGCCAAUCCUGGCUUUGAUCCAUGGAAAGAUUACCGCGAAAACGACGAAACACGAAGGUUCCUACAAAAAGAAAACGAAAACCAGAAGACAGGUACCUGGAAGCGUGUUGUUGGCGGAGUUAUGAACGCAAUUAUUAAGGCUGUAAGUUAAUUCAGUGAUUAUGGUUAAUUUAACAAUAUUUCAUAAUUUCCGAAUAAUCAUAUAUAUUAUUAUUAUUAAUGGUUUAAAAUACACACCUUGACAAUUAAUUGAAUUACGGUGCGUUUACAAAAAUUAUGGAAGUAGCUAUUAUUUACAGUAUAUUUACACAUAAAAAAGUCAAAUCUAAGUUUAAAAACUUAUUGCACUACUACAACGAUACUCAUAUUAAAAUAUUACACCUGAAAUUAUUUACUGUUAUUCAAUAAAACAACUGUACUAGGAAAGAAACUA